Molecule: messenger RNA, 8358 nt
Organism: Porites lobata
Lineage: Eukaryota; Metazoa; Cnidaria; Anthozoa; Scleractinia; Poritidae
Source: the annotation of a GenBank genome assembly
UCUCUUGCAGACUUUUUGGUGAAUUAUGCUCUAGCGUUAAAUCUUUGUCGAGGUAGCUGUAGCGUUGACCUAGAGACAAAAGGAUGCUACAUUGACAAGGGGGUACGUUUUGUACACUGCUAUCAUUAAUAUAAUGCAUGGUUUUCACUAUCACUGUGUCAGGGGCACCCAACAACAAUUGUCGGAAAAUAUCUGUUCGGAAGACGAUUUGAGAUCUACAAUUUUCGGAACAUUUUUUCCAAAAUUUCUUGCUUGUCUGCCUCUCUUAGGAUUUUCGAACAUCUAAAAAAUGGUAUAAUUGCCCAUUUUUAACGGAUUUUUCGCCUAAAAAGGUCACCUAGAAUUUUCGGGAGCCUUUUUUCUGGCUGAAAUUUUCGAAAAGGUAAGUUUUGAUCCCUAUAAUUUUCGGAACACUAGACUUUCAGCAAGGAAAUCCGAACAGGUAAAAAAUUUUAAGGCCUAAAAAUAUGCCUAUAUCUACCUUUUAAAUACUAAAAUACGUUCAACAAUGCUAUGUUUAAGUGGUUUUUAGUCCUCUUCGUGUUUGACAUGUCUCCUAUAAAUGCUUAUUGCCUUUCUACAAUUCCUAGGGGCCCGGACGAGCUCUUCCCGAGUAUAUCUACAACGAGCGCGAUCCUUCCAUUUCCAACUACGGUGGAAGAAGAAUUGACUGGCUUAACUGGAAUGAUUAUUUUCCUGGAUUCAUCUGCCGCUGUGCUGAAAAGGCUAAAGAGCUUGGGUUUGACUUGAUCGGUGUGCAGUUCUAUGGUAAGAACACUAACUUUUAACCCUGUAAUAUCAUGGGAAAGAUUUUAAUUUUUAUUCGUAACCCGUACAAAUUUGCUGUUAAAAAUAAUGCGGGAAGGUGUUAAAAUAUCAAGCAAAUUCAUCUUCGGAGAUCAUGUUCAUAGUUCUAGUGACCAUCCUUUUUUAUAACGCAUUGAUCAUACAAGGAGAAAUUUGAUGCCCCCGGAGGGACUCCCAUAUGAAAAGGGGCGGGGAUGCUCGUCGUCUCGCUUAGUGGCGUAAUUUUCCGAUUUUGGUCUCACUUAGGGUGUUCUGGGCAAAACGCCAUAUAUUUAGCCGUAAAGGUCUCUUUUAGGGUUAAAACAACGUAUGGGUACUUAAAAGUUUUCGGUGAUAAUGUCUUUGACAUCAUUAAAAGUCGCUGUAUUAUUUAUUUGUCUAUGUUUUAAAAUGGUCUCUUUUAGGGGUCAAAAAAAGUUUGGGCCACGCCCAGAUUGAUCUCCUUUAGGGUUUUAAUUCAAAAUGUCCGACUAGCAUCCCCGCCCCUUUGAUAUGGGAGUCCCCCCGGUCUUAAGUUAAGGGGAAAAGUGAACUAUAGCACAAAACUGACUGAAAUACAAAAAUAUGUCUCUUAAAAAAGUAAAAUCAUUGUUAUUCAAGUAACAGCAAUUGCAAGAAGACACCUAGUGAGGAGAAAAAAUAUUGAACAAAAAACAGGCAGAUAGAUGUUUGGUUGAGUUGACGCUCAUCUUUGAAACAACAGUCCGAUAGCCAUUGUAAUAAACUGUGCAAAAAUUUUCGUUGGAAUUGACGGUUGGUUUAUAAAAACAUGACAUAAUUUUGCCAUUAUUUUUGACGGGUUACUAUUUAGCGUAAAUUAGAUAUUGGGCCUUUGAUAUAACAACUUCCCCCGUUUCCUUACAGUGAAAAAUUAUAUUACGCGUCCAGGACUUAUAUAACCAUUAGGGAGCUUAAGAAAUGCAGACGGCGACGCCAUCGAGAACGGGAAUAACGCAAUAGGUUUAGAUUGGCAAAACAACAACUUUGCACGAGCAUCACGCUUUAUUGUAGAUUUCUUUGCUGUCGCUGCACGACUAGAAGGUGAAGGUGCCUAAUUUCACAUUUUGUCGAGGACGAGAACACGAGACAACAACUUUCCUUUUCUUUUCCUGAACUUUGGUACGGUCCUUUAUAUAAUUAGAAUUCAACUCCACAAAUAUUUGCCAACGUUUGACGAAUUAAACGAGAUGGAAAAAGCGCGAUAAAGUUUGAAACAGGGCGAAUUCACUUUUUAAGUGCCGUUUUCGUAGUCGUUGCCGUCGUCGUUGGUCAAGCUCCCUAUUUAGCGUGACCAAUGGUCCCUUUGCGCGAAACGGUCACUGACAAAAACACCUGGAUUGCAAACGACGCAGUGGGGCAAGAAAUUAAAAACAAAGAGAUGACAUCAUUCAAAUAGCUAAUAUCCUUUCUUUUCAAGGUACCACUGCGUUGUUUACCUUCCAGCAAGGUGUUUUUUGUACCAUGUGACCGUCUCUUGCGAAGGGCCUAUUGACCAUUUUUGCGCCUAGACUGGAUCGUGGGCAUGUCAAAUUGUAUUGUGGGAUUGUUUUGAGACGUCAUCUCUUUCAAGAUCGCGCAGAAAGGCAGGUCAAAGUUUGUCCCUCGAAACAGUCCCAUAGUGCCAUUCAACACAACAUGGACUCAGUCUCCCUAGUCUCAAGUAAACCCUCAAAUUGGCCAAAUUACACUGUAAUUUUUAGGGAGUUAUCAUAACUCCAAAAAUGGAGUAAAAAUUUUAGGUACAGGAUAACCCCUUUUUUGGGGUUAUUUUAACUCCUAAUUUAACUCCGAAUUUGGGGUCAUUUUUACUCCUGAAAAAGAGUUCUUUUUACUCCCAGUCUUGGAGUUAAAAUUACUCCGAAAUGGGGUUACUUGUACUCCUUAAAGGGGUUGUUUUCACUCUUUUUGGAAUGAAUUUAACUCUGAAAGUGGAGUAAAAAUUUUAGGUACAGGAUAACCCCUUUUUUGGGGUUAUUUUAACUCCUCAAAAUCUGUGGUCACUUUUACUCCUGAAAAAGAGUUCUUUAAACUCCUUUUUGGAGUUAAAAUAACUCCACGAAAAAUAACUCCACUGUAAGGAGUUAAAUUAGCCCCACUAGAGGAGUUAUUAUAACUCCCUGAAAAUUACAGUGUAUGACUUACGUUUUUUUGUAAUAAUUGACAGGAGAGUGUUGGGCAGGACACAGUGGGAUACAUAAUUAUUCACAAUACGGACUGGAUUACAGUGGCUGCAUUGAAGAUGACUAUCAACCCUGCACUAAGAAUUCUCGUUACUGCGUCGGAAAGCAUUUUCGCAAUAUGGUCUUUCAAAUUGGUAUGUUUUAUUUUGAGAUUUCAAACUUGACUUUCUGAUCUAUUUAUAUAUCUUCUAAUACAGCAAUCGCUUUGAGGUUCACUUGACCGAGUAGAUAUGAAAGGGUUUUUGUCAUGUUUCUUUCGCUUCUUGCACUAGAAUUUUCUUUGCAAUACUUGUGAGUUAAGAAGAAAUGAAAAAUAUGAGAAUGAGCUUAACUAAAAGCCUUCAUUUCGACACGAUUAAAAAAAAAUGAAAUAAAAAAUGAACAAAAGAACAGUAAGCUGAUGUGGUAGUGUUACUGGAAAAACAAAAUACUAAUAAAAAAUUUUAAUGUGCUUCUCCACGGUCAGUCUUAGUCACAAUAAAAAAAUACAGCAGAGCUGGUGUGGCCGUGUUAUGUGAAGCAUAUAAAAAAUGCUAAUAAAAAGUGCCUCUCUGUGGUUCCUGGAACUGUAGAGACAUUGAAAAAGACGGGCAUAGAUGACCUCUCGACCAAUCAAAACUUGAGGAAAUAAAAAUACUUUUAAUGAUAAUUUUUUUCAUCAUCAAUAUCAUCAUCAUCGCCAUCAUCAUCAUCAUCAUCAUCAUCAUCAUCAUCAUCAUCAUCAUCAUCAUCAUCACCAUCAUCAUCAUCAUCAUCAUCAUCGCCAUCAUCAUCAUCAUCAUCAUCAUCAUCAUCAUCAUCAUCAUCAUCAUCGCCAUCAUCAUCAUCAUCAUCAUCAUCAUCAUCAUCACCAUCAUCAUCAUCAUCAUCACCAUCACCAUCAUCAUCAUCAUCAUCAUCAUCAUCAUCGCCAUCAUCAUCAUCAUCAUCAUCAUCGCCAUCAUCAUCAUCAUCAUCAUCAUCAACAUCAUUGUUAUUAUUAUCAUUCUUUAUUGCAGUGGAUACCAGUUGCCCUGGGAUCUCCUUUGAAAGGGUUGGAUGCUACAAAGAUGCACACAAACAAACGCAGAGACCUUUGCCAGAUUACCUCUUCAACGAUCGCGAUAGCUCGAUUCAGACCUGGAGCGGAAAGUGGAUCGACUGGAGAAAUUGGGAUGUGUACGUUCCUCAGUUCGCUUGUAGAUGCGCCCAUGCGGCUAAGGCCAAGAACUUCACUUACUUUGGCAUGCAAUUUUACGGUAAAUUUCAAUCGGUCAAAAGGGCAAAUAUACACUUUAAAUGUAGAGUGUAAAUUGUAAAAAUAUCGUACUGUCUAUUCUAUUCGGUCAGGUAUUUUCAGGGAUAAUUAAAUUGGUUGGGGGACUCUGACUGACAGUCUGCUUGUUUGCGUGGUUUACAAAAGUAUUACGUUAUCAGUACGAACAGUGUGUGGGUUCUUCAACAUUACACAUACUUUAUUAUAUGAGCAAGGGCUGUGAGGCUGGGCCUGUGGUUUAUCAUUCUUGUCCGAGAAGAUUAGAAAUAGAAUCACGCUAUAGAAGGAUUAGCCUGAGAAACCAGCCGACAUUUGGCCACGGCACCAGUGGGUUUCCCGGCGAAAUGACGCCUGAGCAACAAACGCAGAAAUUCUAUUGGUACUGAUGACGUGUCACUACCCAGAUCUGGGUGACACGUCAUAAGUAUGGAAUUUCUGCAGUCUGUCCUCAGUUGUCAGAAACCAGUGAUGGCGUCUCAAAAUGUCGCGGGCCGUCUUCUCAGGCUAUAGAGAGAACUUUUUAGCCAAUCAGAUGGCGGAAUUCGUAUGCUAGUGGGGUUGUACUAGAUGUAAUGGUCAUAAAGUGUGUCUUUCUUGCAGGAGAGUGUUGGAGUGGUCAAAAUGGAGAGUCGACCUACUUCCGAGACGGCCCCAGUUCAAGCUGUGUUGACAAAUGCUACGCACCCUGCAAUCAAUACAGAAAGUUUUGCUCUGGCAUGCAUUUUGCUAAUUUUGUCUACAGACUCAGUAAGAAAUUAGACUUCUUGCAGUCAGCCUUUUCGCUUAUAAUCCGUCCAUUUCUUAUCCCAGCGAGCGCGACAGCAAACAACGACGCGUGCAGUAACUUUAAAAAGAAAAAAAACACUGCUUGCCAGUCGCGGGGCCCGGGGGACCCUACCCUCAUGUUUUUAGACCAAAUUGAGGCACAAAGCUCGAAAAAAAAUGUUUUGGAGACCGCCCACCCCUUACCUCAAGGUCUGGGGCCCGUUUCUCGAAUGUCCCGGUAACUUUUCGGGCCCGAAAUCAAAUCUUCAAAUCGAAAUAUAAAGAGUAAGAGCGCGGGUCCUGGCUAGCAACUACUCCAUUUUGUUUCAUAAACUCAUAGUUUUAUCAUGUUAGAUGCAAAACUAUUGAAACCUCUAUCUUGCAUGUAAACAACAACAGCUUUGCGGGCCCCGUUAAAUUAUCGGGACUUUCGAGAAACGGGCCCUUGGAUCCGGCACUGCUUACAGCCUAGUAAGAAAUAUAUUCGGUAAAUAAACUGCCAAGAGAACGUAGUACUUGAAGACCUCACAUAACAGGAAUUAAUCAACAUUCUCAGGUCAAUGAAAUCACGGCUUGUGUUCUUUCUGGUCGUCCAGCCUAAAUUGACGUUACACGGCGUAGCGUUUUCUGGUCUUAAUGGUCUCCUGUCUUAUCUUAAAGGCGGUCUGUCACAAUAUUCUGAGUCGUCAUGUUUUGAUAUAGAGCAUUUUCACUCACGUGGCCAGCAUCUAUACAGAUUUAUUGGAACAAAAGAAAGCGUUUGUAUAAGAAAAGAAUUCAUCUCCCACAGGAUUGUCUUGGUACACCAACAUGGCCGUCGUUUCAUUGUUUUGGAACACCAAUAUGGCCGCCGUGACCUCAUGUGAAAACGCUUUAUAUAGCUACUUACACAGUAACCUCAGGGGAUCUUUUUUAAUUAUAGAGGAAAAUUGACCAAAGAAGCAAUAACAACUCGAAAGGAUUUAAGGAAGGAGCCGAUGGCUGGGCACUCAUAUUCUCGGCAUUUUUCCCCAUACAUGUAGACAUGGAUAUAGUACGUGUUCAUCUAUCUAUCCAUUUCUAUUUAUUUGGCUUUAUCAUAACAGCCAUUAUUUUCAAUUCUCUACUUCUGUCAUAGAGCCAAAAAAAAAGGAAGAAGACUGCGAAGUGAGUAUAACUCCAAUUGGUUGCUACAACGAAAACCCAAAACACCCUGCUCUCCCUAAAGUUUUCUACAACGAAGCCGAACCGGGAAAGCCAAACUUUGCAGGAAGCCUUCUACAGUGGAGUAACCAUUACAAAGCUGAUUUUAAAACGCUCUUGUGCAAGUGUGCCCAUCUGGCGAGAUCAAACAAAUGGGGAUAUUUUGGAGUCAGGGAAAUUGGUAGGUCAAAGGCAACUGAUCAUUAAUAUUGGGUCUGUACAAGAAAGAAUAGGGAGAUUAGGGAGUUUACGCGACGACGACGCGACGGCAACGAGAACAGCACCGCGCUUAUUCCAUCUCGGCAUAGUUAAUUGAGUGGAAUGGUUAUGAAACCCGUCAGACUCCUUUGUUAUAUGUUUUUGUGGACCUGAAAGUGCACAACGUUCAAAAAAAUUCCUAUUAUUUUGAUUGUAUUGACCAACAAAAAUGUUGCAUUAAUUUAUUCCGUAACAAUUUGCCAACAGAAAACAAAGGAUUGUGCACUUUCAGGGUGCUUUCAACAUAAACUGCAGCACUGUUGUUUUUAUCAUUGAUGUUUGCCGCUUUUCAUAACCAGUCUCCUCUAAUAACUAUGAUCUCGCUUAAUUCGUACAAAUGUUGGCAAACUUUUUUGGAGUUGAAUUCUAAAGGACUGUAUCAAAGUUCAGGAAAAGAAAAAGAAAGUUGUGUCAUGUGUUCUCGUCCUCGACAAAACGUGAAAUUAGGCACUUUCACGUUGUAGUCGUGCAACGACUGCAAAGAAAUGUACAAAAAAGCAUGAUGCUCGUGCAAAGUUGUUGUUUUGCUAAGAUAACUCUAUUACCUUUUUGCCGUUCUCCUUGCGGUUGCCCUCAUUGUUGCUUAAGCUCCCUAUAAUAAUGAGAUGGAGAGGGAAACGCCUUUGAAAACUGUAAAUGUCACCAAAGUUAUCUUUAGACCAAUUAAACGCUUGAAAUUAACCGGGAGUUGGUCUCUGGAGAGGUCCGCAAAUUUUUAUUCAGUGUUGUCAGGACAGAAUUCAACGGUCGCCGUUACAAUAUUAGGGAGCUUAAGCAACAACGUUUUUGAGCGACGCACGUCAACCGGAAGUGGCCUUUUUUCAUUUUUUUGACGGUGGUUUCGCCCAAAUUUUCAGUCAAAUCGCCUCUAUAACAGUAAAGAAGCUAAGGAAUACAAAUUUUAUAUCAUCAAGGCAUGUUAAGAGGGAAAAUACCUCACUUCCGGUUGACGUGCGUCGCUCAAAAACGUCGCUGCUUAAGCUCCCUAUUCUGUAUUGUUUACUUUGAGACAGACGCGCGUGUACUUGAAUUGAUGACGUUUCAAAUGUAAUUAGUUAAGUGAUUUUCAUAUAUGGCAAGGGGUUGGACCUCGUGACUGAGCCUCCCCGUAUAACAACUUUGUUUUAACGGGUAAUCCCGCGGGCUGCGGUAUCUGACCUUUUCGUCAUUUGAGUGGUCCUUUUCCAAAACGGGAAAAUAAAUAGUGAUCGCAAAAAGAGUCUGCUAACGAUUUACGUUAUUUUUGUGAAUACCUCUACCUACAGGUUUGUGUGUGAGUAACCCAAAUAACCCAUCGAAUUACGAUAAGUACGGCGCAUCGGACAAGUGCACAGCAGGCCCACACACCUAUGCUUGCCCGGUUUUAAAUGGAAUAUGCGGAGCAUCGGUCGACAGUGCAAACUACAUUUACCGAAUAGAUGGUCUAGGUAUGCAAUAGACUUUGGUCAACUAAACCUUAGUAAGUCUGACAUUUUUGUCAAUUGUAAGACAGGAGGUUUAUGUUCAAAUUACGUUUUCGUUUCGGCCUUAACCGUGCAUGCACACUACACCAUAGCAUUCUAAUCAAGUUCCGGUCAAUAAAGACUUUUUCGUUUAUUCAAUCCGAAUGGAAAUUGUUGCAUUUUGAGAGGCUUUUACAGCUUUUACAGAUUUUAGCACAAGAAGGAAACUCGAGUAUUGAGUACUCAUAGUUUGACCAUUUACCUGUUUUUGAACGUUUGAUGUCAUAUGACCAUCCUGUUAGGUAUUGAUAGUCUUGUAAUACAUCUCACCAAACGUUUUCCUUCCUCAGUUAACAAUGACAACCCUCUCAGCGACUCUCUUCCAUCCCGCGUCUGGGCUAGCAAGCUAAAAAGAUCUUCCCAGAGUAAAAAGGUGUUCAAUUGUUUGUUUUAUAACCUUACACCGUAA